CUUGAAAGGUUGGCGCCACAUCCCCUCGUCCUUUCUACAAGUCUAUAACUACAGUCUACAAACAUUUACGCACACAAACAUACAAACUCUCACUUAAUUGUGAGACUUUGUGCGUGUAAGUGUUUAUAGUUGCCGAAAAAUUGUUUUUCUAGUUCUCUGAGUCAGCUGAAUCUUGCACACCACGUUAUCCGACGGCCACCGAAUCCCUUCGGACUCUCUCUCCUCUUUUGUCAAACAACUUUUAACUCUCUCUGGUGACCACAAAAAAAGAGGAACUAUCUUUACAUGACCUCCAUAUACAAAUAUCUAGUACACUACACGCAUGACCACCCACAAAAUCGUUCACUCACUCCAUCAGAUCGUUAUUUUAUUCUAAAACCCAUUGCCACUUUUGACUUAACAAUUUUCUCUCCCACAAGCAAAACACUCCACAAAGAUGGAGUUUUUGAGAUCAACGAAGAUGCGUAUGUCGUUCUUUCACUCUCACUCAUAUUCAUCACUCAUGUACACUCCCAGUAGUUUCCUCCUCCAACCCAUUUUCCUCCGUGGGUUUUCUGGUUCAUUGCACCUGGUUUUGGUGCUUUUUCUCUCCGUCACAUGGGUAUGUAGGAAAAUCAUGAGAAUGAAUACUCCCAGUGAAGGGCCAAGACAGAGUAAUAAUACGAGCGCAAGAUUUUCCUACUACAAUCAAGCUCUGUUUUGUUGUUUGGGUCUUUCCCUUUUUAACCUCGCUAUGUGGUUAUUAAAUUACUUUUCUUGGUAUAGAAAUGGUUGGUCUGAUGAAAAGAUUGUAACCCUUUCGGAUUUUGGACUCAGAACACUUGCUUGGUUAGCAAUCUCUGUUUAUUUGCGCAUCCAUUUCAAGAAUUCAGGUGGGCCAAGGUUCCCAAUUUUAUUGAGAGUCUGGUGGGGAUUUUACUUCUCCAUGUCUUGUUGUUUCCUUGUGGUAGACUUCCUUUAUAAUAAAAAUCAUCAAUCUCUACCAACUCAGUUAUUUGUGUCUGAUAUCAUCUCCACUGUUAUGGGCUUUUUCUUCUGUUUGCUGGGGUUUCUGGGGAAGAAGGAAACUCAAGAUAGUCUUCUUCGUGAACCCCUUUUGAAUGGUACUAGUACAAGUAAUGGUGCAGAAUCAAAUAAGUCUGGUGGGCGUGAAAUUGUCGCCCCCUUUUCCUAUGCUAGUCUUCUUAGCAUCCUUAGUUUCUCUUGGAUGGGACCUUUGAUUGGCGCCGGUCAUAAGAAAGCACUAGACCUUAACGAUAUUCCUCAACUAGCCAGUAUUGACAGUGUCAAGGGGGCUUUUCCAGUUUUUAGAAGUAAGCUAGAGUCUGAUAUUGGAAGCAGAAUAACCACAUUUAAGCUUGUGAAGGCACUGAUCUUCGCGAUAAAAUGGGAAAUUCUAUUAACAGCUUUCUUAGCGCUAAUAUACUCACUAGCGUCUUAUGUUGGCCCCUACCUCAUUGAUUCCUUUGUUCAAUACCUUAACGGAAAUCGAGCCUUUGAAAACCAAGGGUACAUUUUGGUAUCCGCAUUCUUCUUUGCGAAGCUCACUGAGUGCUUGGUUCAGAGGCACUGGUUCUUUAGGCUGCAACAAGCCGGAAUUAGGGCUAGGGCAGUUUUGGUUGCCAUGAUUUACAAUAAAGGCUUAAGCAUUUCAUGCCAAUCAAAGCAGGGUCAAACGAGCGGGGAAAUCAUUAAUUUGAUGUCUGUUGAUGCCCAGAGGGUCUCGGACUUUGGUUGGUACAUCCACGAUCCAUGGCUGACCAUAGUCCAAGUUGUCCUGGCCUUGGUGAUCUUGUACAAGAAUCUUGGGCUUGCUUCCAUUGCUGCAUUAGUCACUACUGUGGCAGUGAUGUUGGCAAAUGUUCCCCUUGGGAGCUUGCAAGAGAAGUUUCAGGAAAAGAUAAUGAAAUCAAAGGAUAAAAGGAUGAAGGCAACGUCUGAAAUCUUGAGGAACAUGAGGAUCCUCAAGCUUCAGGCGUGGGAGCUGAAGUUUUUGUCAAAAGUUACAGAACUUAGGAACACCGAAAUGGGAUGGUUGAAAAAAUUCGGUUACACUUUUUCUUUGACCAUGUUUCUCUUCUGGGGAGCACCUUCAUUUGUGUCCAUGGCCACUUUUGGCACCUGUAUGCUUCUAGGAAUCCCCCUCGAGUCUGGGAAGAUUUUAUCUGCCCUAGCAACAUUUACGAUACUUCAACAGCCUAUCUAUAAUCUUCCUGACACAAUCUCAAUGAUAGCUCAAACAAAAGUUUCCCUUGAUCGAAUAGCCUCAUUUCUCCGUCUUGACGACUUACCAAGUGAUGUUAUAGAGAAGCUUCCAAUAGGUAGCUCUGACACUGUAAUUGAGGUAGUUGAUGGGAAUUUCUCUUGGGAUGUCUCUUCCUCUAAUCCAACUUUGAAAGAAAUAAACAUCAGUGUGUCUCGUGGUAUGAGGGUUGCUGUUUGUGGCACCGUUGGAUCAGGAAAGUCGAGCUUACUCUCCUGUAUCUUGGGAGAAGUGCCCAAAAUGUCAGGGACUAUUAAGCUUUGCGGAACAAAGGCGUAUGUUGCUCAGUCGCCCUGGAUACAGAGUGGAAAGAUUGAAGAGAAUAUACUGUUUGGAGAGGAGAUGGACCGUGAAAGGUAUGACCAAGUACUUGAAGCAUGUUCUUUGAUGAAAGACCUGGAAAUUCUCCCCUUUGGUGAUCAGACAGGCAUAGGUGAGAGGGGAAUCAAUUUGAGUGGGGGCCAGAAGCAAAGAAUACAGAUUGCACGCGCUUUAUACCAAGGUGCAGAUAUGUACCUAUUCGACGACCCAUUUAGUGCUGUUGAUGCCCAUACAGGAAGCCAUCUCUUUAAGGAAUGCGUAUUGGGCCUUUUGGGUUCAAAAACCGUCAUUUAUGUUACUCAUCAAGUGGAGUUCUUACCUGCUGCAGAUCUCAUUUUGGUCAUGAAAGAUGGAAGGAUUACUCAAGUUGGGAAAUACAAUGACAUCCUCAAUUCAGGGACCGACUUUAUGGAGCUUGUGGGUGCGCAUAAGGAAGCUUUAUCAGCACUAGACUCCACUGUGGCAGGCUCAGUAUCAGAAAAUUCAACCAUCGAUGAGGAGAAUGGUAGCAUGUGUGGUGUUCAGAAGUCUGUGAAGAAAGAGGAAGCUGCAAAUGGCCAAAAUGGUGAAACAGACGAUAUAGUUGGACAAAAAGGACAGCUUGUUCAAGAAGAAGAAAGGGAGAAAGGAAGAGUUGGUCUUUCGGUCUACUGGAAAUAUAUAACAACAGCGUACGGGGGAGCUCUUGUGCCUUUCUUAUUGUUGUCACAAGUUUUAUUUCAGCUAUUUCAAAUAGGAAGCAACUAUUGGAUAGCUUGGGCUACUCCAGUGUCAAAGGAUGCGAAACCUCCAGUCGAGGGCUCCAUUCUCAUAAUCGUCUAUGUGGCUCUUGUAAUUGGAAGUUCUUUCUGCACUCUUUCUAGAAACUUGAUUCAGAUAACUGCUGGGUACAAGACUGCCACUAUACUCUUCAAUAAAAUGCAUUUGUGCAUUUUCCGUGCUCCCAUGUCAUUUUUUGAUUCCACCCCAAGUGGACGAACCUUAAAUAGGGCAUCUACGGACCAAAGUGCAGUGGAUUUCAUCAUUCCAAAUACCGUUGGGGGGUUUGCAUUCACAAUGAUACAGCUACUUGGAACUGUUGCAAUAAUGUCACAGGUUGCAUGGCAGGUCUUCAUCGUAUUUAUUCCCGUGAUUGCCACCUGCAUUUGGUUACAGCAAUAUUACAUACCAUCUGCACGAGAACUAGCACGUCUAGGUGGUGUAUGCGAAGCUCCAGUUAUACAACAUUUUGCUGAAACCAUAUCAGGAUGCACUACCAUUAGGAGCUUUGGUCAGGAAUCACGAUUCAAAGAAUUGAGUAUGAAAUUGAUAGACGGGCAUUCUCGGCCAAAUUUUUACACUGCUGGUGCGAUGGAGUGGCUUUCCAUCCGCUUGAAUUUCUUAACAUCUCUUACAUUUGCCUUCUUUUUGGUUUUCUUGAUCUCCAUUCCAACGGGAACCAUUAAUCCGAGUAUUGCGGGGUUAGCAGUUACAUACGGGCUUAGUCUGAACAUCUUGCAGGCGAGGGUUAUUCGGAAUCUUUGCAAUAUGGAGAAUCAAAUCAUAUCAGUUGAAAGAAUACUUCAAUACACUGCUAUCCCAAGCGAACCUCCUCUUGUUAUAGAAGAAAAUAGACCAGAUGGUCACUGGCCAGCUCGUGGAGAAGUUGUUAUCCAAGAUCUGCAGGUCAGAUACGCCCCACACAUGCCACUCGUGUUGCGAGGCCUUACGUGCACUUUCCGUGGAGGAAUGAGGACAGGAAUCGUAGGGAGGACGGGCAGUGGUAAAUCAACCCUAAUACAGACACUCUUCCGCGUUGUUGAGCCCGCUGCUGGUCAAAUUCAAAUAGAUGGUAUCAACAUUUCCUCGAUUGGGCUCCAUGAUUUACGAUCUAGAUUAAGCAUCAUUCCUCAAGAUCCAACCAUGUUUGAGGGGACGGUGCGAAGCAACUUGGACCCACUUGAAGAGUACCCUGAUGAACUCAUUUGGGAGGCUCUUGAUAAGUGCCAACUUGGAGAUGAAGUCAGGAAGAAGGAAGGCAAGCUUGAUUCAGCAGUUACAGAGAAUGGGGAGAAUUGGAGUAUGGGUCAGAGGCAGCUGGUUUGCCUCGGGCGGGUGCUACUCAAGAAAAGCAAGGUCUUGGUGCUUGACGAAGCCACAGCAUCAGUGGAUACAGCCACUGACAAUCUUAUACAGCUGACGCUUAAGCAACAUUUCUCCGAUUGUACAGUGUUAACCAUUGCGCACAGGAUUACGACUGUCGUUGAUAGCGACAUGGUUUUGCUGUUGGAUCAUGGACUUAUCGAGGAACAUGAUUCUCCCACAAAGUUGCUUGAGAAUAAAUCUUCUUCAUUUUCAAAGCUCGUCGCAGAGUACAGUACAAGGUCGAGUUCUAGUUCUAGUCCUCAGAAGUAGGCAUAUAAUUGAAUGUCCUCAUAUCUUGGACAACGACGAAAAAUAUGGCAGUACAUUUUUCAGUUAGGAUUGAACAUCCUUUUGAUUUAAUGUUGCUGUUCUAUUAUUACACAAAAUGGCUGUCUUCGGUCGGUUUAUAGUCCAAGGCAAUAUCUACUACAGUACUCUCAGUUGAACCUAACUUCAGCUCCAUUUGUUUGUAACUUUUUUCGUUUU
This is a messenger RNA of Rhododendron vialii, 5194 nucleotides long. RefSeq names its product ABC transporter C family member 3-like. Gene Ontology annotation, cellular component: plant-type vacuole; vacuolar membrane. Gene Ontology annotation, molecular function: ATP hydrolysis activity; ATP binding; ABC-type transporter activity. The record is from RefSeq and is a predicted model, not a curated record. Gene Ontology annotation, biological process: transmembrane transport. Bases 437 to 4978 code for a protein of 1513 amino acids. The transcript is spliced from 10 exons. Lineage: Eukaryota; Viridiplantae; Streptophyta; Magnoliopsida; Ericales; Ericaceae.